Lacerta agilis (Sand lizard) is the source of this 781-nucleotide messenger RNA. Its product is annotated as GTPase IMAP family member 9-like. The coding region runs from base 59 to 730 and encodes 223 amino acids. The transcript has 2 exons. NCBI's taxonomy places the organism in Eukaryota, Metazoa, Chordata, Lepidosauria, Squamata, Lacertidae. The record is from RefSeq and is a predicted model, not a curated record. Gene Ontology annotation, molecular function: GTP binding.
AGGAUUUCUGGACUGCUGUGAACUCUGAGUGGCGAUUUGUCUUUCUGUGACAGGCAGCAUGGCCAAAGCCAGAACAGAAGAAGAAUUGAGAAUUCUGCUCGUUGGCAAAACCGGAUGCGGGAAAAGCGCAACGGGAAACACUAUCCUGGGGGCUGAGAAAUUUAAAAGCACAUGUUCUUCUGAUUCAACAACCAAGGACUGCCAAAGAAGAGAAGCCACUGUAGAUGGCAGGACAAUUGUUGUUGUGGACACACCUGGGUUCUUUGAUACAACAACUAAGAAACACUUUACGCGAGAAGAGCUGAAGAAGUGCGUUGGUAUGGUCUAUCCUGGACUCCACGCUAUCCUUGUUGUGAUAAAAGUGGGCAUGAUCAGAAAGGAGGACCAGGAAACAUUUCAGCAAGUGAAAAGCCUCUUCAAGGGUGAAGGAAAGAAGCAUCUGAUUCUUUUAUUCACCUAUAAAGAUGAGUUAGACAGGAAUGGUUCAACCAUAGAGAAGUUCUUAGAAGGCGCUCAGGGGCACCUGAAGGAUCUGAUUGAGAUGUCCAAAAGACGAUUGAUUGCUUUUAAUAAUGUGGCUGAUAGAGAAGAAAAGGAGAUUCAGGUGAAGGAGCUCAUUGAGAUGAUUGAUGGCUUGGUGGAACUCAAUGGCAGUACACCAAUGUACACCGCAGAACAAUUUGCAAAGGACAGCUCUUGGUGGAGUUGGCUUAAGUCUUGGUGGAGUUAAGGCUUAAGUUAUUGUAAGUUUUAGUCUGCUGCAAAUGGAUUUAUUAUGCAC